CGAGGAAGAAGCGGAGGAGGAAGGCACUUGUGCCUACUACGCAAGCGACAGAGGGUGUAACCCCUCUUUACAACAAUCCCGAUAUAGUUUCCUUUGCGUCCAGUAUUCAUGAGGACGACUCAGACCAGUCGUUCAUCGGAAGCGACCUCGAGAUGGAAGCGGCAGAGGAAAGCUCUGUCGUUAAGGUCGUUCCCUCUGCCACGACACGCUUUCUGGAUGGGAAGAGGGCAUGGUCACCCAGCAGAGCACUCCUUGAUUCAUCGGACGACGAAGAGAUACAAGAUACUCCCAUUCACUCUGCCAUUGCGUGCUAUGACAUCCCUCCUGUAUCAACGCUCAGGCCGAUUCGCGACCAGAACAUAUUCCAUCUCACUCCUCAGGAAGUCUCAGCCUUAGGUAUCGCCUCGCCCUCCCCUGCAACUUUCGUUCUACUAGUCCCGGAUGAGACCCUAUCUCUCAUCGGCACCUACGCCUUGACCAUACUACGAGGGGCCGUUUCCCUCCAAAAUGUGACUCUACGACCUUCUCUAACCUCGCAUCGCGUCUUCGCCUCUCGUCUCUCCCCUAUAUCGCCCAUUCGCGCUCUGAAGAUGGACACGGUACUUGCAGUUGAGGGUUUGGAUAUGUGCCUGCCAAGGAGGAUCAAGGCCAUCGUUGGCAACAGGAUCGCGGUCGUCAUCCAGGAGCUUCGGACAGGCGUAGAGAAUCUAUCCAAAGUUUGCCGCUUGUUCUCUGGUGCUUUCCGGACAUCGCAAGAUGAAUCCACAGACGAUAUAGGUCUCACUGGGAUCCACAUGAUAACCAAUGCUGCUCGCGAUUUGCAUCCUCUGCGCAUCCUUCCUUCAUGGAAUGUGGCAUUGCAAGACGCACUCCCACAUCAAGCGCGGCACGAUUCAGUACAGGUCAUGGAUGCAGUACGGACUCCUGUUUAUUUGAUACGAGGGCCUAAGAAAGUGGGCAAGAGUAACUUUUCCCGAACGUUGCUCAACACUCUGCUCGGGCACUACCGACGUGCCGCUUUCCUCGAAUGUGAUCUCGGUCAGUCUGAGUUUACACCGCCAGGCAUGGUCUCACUGGCCAUCAUCGAACAACCUGUCUUCGGUCCCGCCUUCACACACCUCACGGUGCCGUUCCGUGCUCACUACAUCGGCUCGUCUACCGCUCGAUCAUUGCCCUCACUAUACCUCGAUGCCAUCCAAGCGUUGAUACAAAGCUAUAGGCUCGAAGUGCAACAUGCGACGUUCCUUCUUGAUGGGGAUGUCGUCCAAGGUCCUGCCAACGGCGAUGAUGGAGACCAGCUGAUCGAAGACGCGAUACCUUUGGUCGUGAACACGAUGGGCUGGUCGAAGGGGAUGGGUGCGGACCUCAAUGCGCGCAUUGAAGAGAUGCUCGACCCUACGUGCAUCUUCGAAUUUCGAUCUCCCUCAUACCCCGACGAUAUAUCGAACAUCCAAGUCUUGCCCGACCCGUACGGUUACAGUAGCACGAUAGGCUUCCUGCAAGAGGGUCGCAACCGCCGAUAUAUACUCGAGCCAGCCAUCUCUCCAUUGAGUCCAGCCUUUACGAACUACCGCCCCGCCGACGCACGAACAUUGUCCUUGUUAUCCUAUUUCUACGGCAUCUUUUCCGCCUCAACUAACUCUUCGGGUGCCUUCUUGAUGGUCUCCUCAUGGAAUUCCUCCUUGCCCUUAUGUGCCUUGCCACCAUACGAGGUACUUCCUUCCAUCGCGCUGGACAAAGUUGUUUUAGCGGGCGCGGGGUUUGAAGACGUGGUUCCGACUGAAAUCGUUCGGGUGUUGAACGGCGCCCUCGUUGCCCUUGUCAGCUGCGAACCUGGAGCUGAAGACUCGACAUCCGAUUCAAGAGUUCAUACCGGCGGCAUACCCUACGUCCAGGCAGCGCCCCCUCCCUCGCCCAACUUGUCCAGUUGCCUGGGCUUGGCACUCAUCCGCUCUGUUCAACUAUCGUCGGAGCAUACGGACGAAAAACCAUUGCAGAUCCUCACGCCGCUUCCACCCUCCUUACUUGCGUCAUGUCGCGUGUUAGUCAAGGGCGAACAAGAGCUCCCUGUAUGGGGGAUGCUGGACUUCCGGUCCUCUGGUGGAGAAGUGGCGGGCAUGGAUAAGGACAACGUACCGUAUCUGCGGUGGGGCCCGUCCGAGGGUGCAGGAGGUGAGAAGAGAAGGGUGAGGCGUAACUUGAUGCGGAAGGGUCAGAUAUGACGCCGACGAGGAAGAGGCAAUGGCUUCAUCGGAAUAUUACGACGACCUCGUGUUCU
Messenger RNA from Punctularia strigosozonata HHB-11173 SS5, 2278 nucleotides. RefSeq lists its product as uncharacterized. Gene Ontology annotation, biological process: cleavage in ITS2 between 5.8S rRNA and LSU-rRNA of tricistronic rRNA transcript (SSU-rRNA, 5.8S rRNA, LSU-rRNA). NCBI's taxonomy places the organism in Eukaryota, Fungi, Basidiomycota, Agaricomycetes, Corticiales, Punctulariaceae. The transcript is spliced from 4 exons. The record is from RefSeq and is a predicted model, not a curated record. Gene Ontology annotation, cellular component: nucleus. Bases 153 to 2222 code for a protein of 689 amino acids. Gene Ontology annotation, molecular function: polynucleotide 5'-hydroxyl-kinase activity.